This is a messenger RNA of Penicillium nucicola, 762 nucleotides long. Its product is annotated as vacuolar protein sorting family 37 protein. The transcript is spliced from 2 exons. Gene Ontology annotation, cellular component: ESCRT I complex. Gene Ontology annotation, biological process: protein targeting to membrane; protein targeting to vacuole; ubiquitin-dependent protein catabolic process via the multivesicular body sorting pathway. Bases 1 to 762 code for a protein of 253 amino acids. NCBI's taxonomy places the organism in Eukaryota, Fungi, Ascomycota, Eurotiomycetes, Eurotiales, Aspergillaceae. The record is from RefSeq and is a predicted model, not a curated record.
AUGUCUCAACCACCAUCCCCCUUUCCUCCACAAUCGCCCUUUUACUCGGCCCAAAUGAAUCCAGUCAACCCAGACACACCUCCGCCGCCGCCUCCAAAACCCGGCAGCCACGAAGCCAGCCGAGGUGGCACCCCGCAAAACAUGUCAAUGGCACCGCUCCCCGCUGGCUACCAGCCAGACCCAACAGCAUACACCAACGCGCCACCAACACUCCCAAACCCACCAACGAUGGAAGAAGGCUGGCUUCCAGACCUGGUAAAAGACAAAUCAACAAUCGACCUCCAAACCCUCUUGAACGACCCAUCUCUCCUCUCAGCCCUCUCAGCCUCGCAUCCAUCCUACACAGCGCGCCAACAGGCCCUAGAAGCGCUCAUCAAAACAAACAAAGACCUAGCAACCCGCGUUCUAGAAGUGCAAAAACACCUCACAGACUUGCGCACCUCAACAGAGACAAUGCUCCUAACGCACCAAUCACUUGAAGUAUCCUGGCGCAAAAAACAAGCCGAGAUGGAUGCUGCCCUGGCACCUUGGUCGCCCAAGGCUUUGUAUCAGCGGUACAGUGCGUCGAUUGUCGAGCAGGAGGCUGUUUGUCAUGCUGUUGAGGAGAGCUUCCUUGACGAGGAUCAUCAUGACCAUGGUCGUGCGACUGAGAAGGAGAUUGCUGAUUGGGUUAGGAGGGUUCGGGGUGAGGCGGCGAAGUUAGCUGCGCGGAAGGAGGCCAAGGCUAGGUGGGAUGAGGGGAGGGUUGGUGGUUGGCGAUGA